This is a messenger RNA of Elgaria multicarinata webbii, 492 nucleotides long. It is a transcript of the gene FAM162B, whose product is annotated as family with sequence similarity 162 member B. Bases 1 to 492 code for a protein of 163 amino acids. The record is from RefSeq and is a predicted model, not a curated record. The transcript is spliced from 4 exons. NCBI's taxonomy places the organism in Eukaryota, Metazoa, Chordata, Lepidosauria, Squamata, Anguidae.
AUGCUGGGUGCAAGUGGGUCAUGCUUCCGUCUCAGGGUUGGACGGCUCCUGGCUGAAAGACAGCAGCUCUGCGCUCCUCUGCGCCGACCUCUUGUACCUGGUAUCCUGGGCUCCACGGCAUUGUCCUGCACUGGUCAGAACAGAACCCCGGGGACCAUUGGCUCAGCUGAGAAGAUAUGUGGAGUACCUGAUAGCUCCAAACCCUCAACAUUUGACAAGAAAAUCCUCCUGUGGACUGGGCGUUUCAAGACAGAAGGUGACAUCCCUCCACGGAUCUCGCCACAGAUGCUAGAUGCUGCAAUGAACAAAGCUCGAAUAAAGGCAUGUUACAUCAUGAUUGGUCUCACAAUCGUGGCUUGCUUUGCUGUGAUUGCCUCAGCUAAAAGAGCUGCUGAACGCCAUGAGUCUCUUACAAGCUGGAACCUAGCUAAGAAAGCCAAGUGGCGUGAAGAGGCUGCAUUAGCUGCAGAGGCAAAGGCAAAGGCUAAAUAG